Messenger RNA from Pistacia vera, 1649 nucleotides. RefSeq lists its product as uncharacterized. The coding region runs from base 272 to 1441 and encodes 389 amino acids. The transcript has 6 exons. The record is from RefSeq and is a predicted model, not a curated record. Gene Ontology annotation, molecular function: lipid binding. Lineage: Eukaryota; Viridiplantae; Streptophyta; Magnoliopsida; Sapindales; Anacardiaceae.
UGCAUCGAAUACGGGGGGCUCCAUAUUUUCUUGAAAUUCACGCCCUGCUUUACUGAAGAGUUUUAGUUCGAAUACGUAACAAAUUGACCCCAUUUCAGAAAAACGUUUAAAGACGUAGAAAUAGGUGAAAGCUGUUUAGCGUUAACCAAACGGCACAACUAUGCAGCCAACAUCGAAACUGUCUCCCAGAGAAGAGGUAUCAUACGAUCAUGAUGAUGUAAAAUACACAAUCACAAAUACAAGCAAAGAGUUGAUGUAAGAGAAGAGAGAGAUGGAUCAAAUCUGGGUUUCAUCGUCUUACGACUUCUGGCAUCAGAACCUUUAUGGAGGAUAUGCAACUCUCAUCGCUUCACUCAUCAUCCUCUUUUACCAUCUUUUUAAAUACUCUUUUCUCUAUUCCCCUUCUCGCUUUAGAGUUAAAUCACGCAAUAUUUCUUCUUCUCCUAAUUCUCCUUCUUCUUCUCCUUUUUCUUCUAUUAAUGUGGCUUCUCAGUCAAGUAUAUCGGAGAUCGUAUCAGAUGCAGAUUUAAAGUUCUUAAUGGAAAAUUUGGAGGAGAAGUUCAAUCAAAAUGAGAAAUGGGAAAAUGUAAUCGACAAAAGAAACAAUCUUGUGUCCUACAAUGCCAGAUGCUGCAGACCAAAGGAUGCUCCUCUGAAAUACUUGAGCGUCACAGUAUUUGAAAAUUGCUCCCCUGAGGUUCUAAGGGACUUUUACAUGGACAAUGAUUACAGAAUGCAGUGGGACAGGACUGUAGUUGACCAUAAGCAACUGCAGGUGGAUAGAACCAAUGGAACUGAAAUUGGUCGCACAAUAAAGAAAUUUCCACUCAUGACACCAAGGGAAUACAUAUUGGCUUGGAGAAUAUGGAAAGGAAGUGAUGAAACUUUCUACUGUUUUGUCAAGGAAUGUGAACAUCCUUUGGCACCGCCACAGAGGAAGUAUGUCCGUGUGACAUAUUUUAGAUCUGGAUGGCGUAUACAAAAAGUGCCUGGUAGAAAUGCUUGUGAGAUCAAAAUGUUUCACCAAGAAGAUGCUGGUUUAAAUGUGGAGAUGGCAAAGCUGGCUUUUGCAAAGGGAAUAUGGAGUUUUGUGUGUAAAAUGGAUAAUGCCUUACGCAAAUACACCAUGAACAGUCAUCCUCAGACAACUCCUGUUUCAGCUGUCAGUCUGAUUCAAAAGGUUCCGGUUGGAUUAGAGGCAACGAGUUCUCCACAAUGUCAAGAGGCAGUUCCCGUCCCUGGUUACACUGGUGAAGCCAAAGAGAAGAAACUAUCUAGAAGGCCGUCGAAGAAACUGGUAGCUAAAGGUUUGCUGCUUCUUGGGGGUGCUAUUUGCCUGUCUCGUGGUCAUGCUACCUUGGGUGCUAAAGUUGCCAUGGCUUAUAUCUUGACAAAGCUGCAUAAGCGUGGCGCAUCAUCAAGCCAAAGUGGUCAAGGUUGAACUUGAGCUAAACAACUUAGUUAUAUCACCACAACCAAAUUUAUUGGUUUUUGUUACGACUUGCUUCCUACCUAACGUUUAUUAGCUGCAACACAUGGCGUCUGACUUGGGAAGACUUAAAACUACAUAUUUGUAUCCGUUUAUCUUGUUCUUCCUUUUGGUGUAAAUAUAUUGAAAAUAAUUAUAAUUUUUCCAUAAUUAUUGAGAA